Molecule: messenger RNA, 4271 nt
Organism: Temnothorax curvispinosus
Lineage: Eukaryota; Metazoa; Arthropoda; Insecta; Hymenoptera; Formicidae
Exons: 2
Coding region: 413-4237 (1274 amino acids)
Biological process (GO): proteolysis; DNA integration
Molecular function (GO): nucleic acid binding; aspartic-type endopeptidase activity
Source: RefSeq, a predicted model, not a curated record
AUCUUUACAGUCUUUUGAAAGGUCUCAGCAGAAAAGGUCAUUGCAACCAACUAAACCAAAUUCGGUUCAAGUUCACCAUCAAAGUAAAGUAAACGGUAAUCAAAAGUCACUUUGUAUUUUAUGCAAAGAAAAGCAUUAUAUCUCUUUUUGUCCUAGAUACACUUCAAAAACGAUACAACAAAAAUUAGCUAUUGUCUCAAAACAUAAACUUUGUUAUAAUUGCUUGGGAACGCACCGAGUUUCGAAUUGUCGAGUAACCAAACGUUGUCAAAAGUGUGGCCGGAAACACCAUACUACAAUUCAUCAAGCAAAUACAUUUAAGUCAAAUAACAAGGAUAACACGGAUAAUAAGAUCUCUUCUGCUGACACUUCAAGUAAACCUGAAGCAAAGGUUUUACAUUCUUCCAGGGAUAUGUUUGCUGGAUCUUCAAUUUUAUUAGCUACAGCUAAAGUUAUUAUCGUAUCCCCGUCAGGGCAAUUAAAACAAAUCAGAGCGCUUAUUGAUCAAGGUUCAGAAGUUUCAAUUGUAACAGAAAGAGUUGUCCAACAACUCAAAUUGCCUCGACGUCAUUCAUCUACUUCGUUGAUAGGAAUUGGUGCACAAAAGGAUAAUAAAACUAAAGGCAUAACAUCAUUCGUAUUCAAGCCACAUUUUCAAUCAGAUUUCGAAAUGCAAAUAGAUGCUUACAUUUUGCCGAAAUUGACCUCUUCACUUCCUUCUCUUUCGCAUGAUAGGGAUGCAUGGUUGCAUCUGAAUAAUCUUAAAUUAGCCGAUCCAACAUUUAAUAAGCCAGGUUCCAUCGACCUAAUAAUAGGGGCUAACGUGUACCCUCAUAUCAUAGAAGAAGGUAUAGUAAGAGGAGAGCCUGAUACGCCUAUCGCUCAAUUAACCAAGCUUGGUUGGAUUGUAUCCGGGUUAGCUAGCCUUCGUAAAAUUAGUUCUCACGCUCAAGGUUAUCACGUUUCAGUUAAUGAGGAUCUUCAUGAUCUCCUUAAAAAAUUCUGGGAGACGGAAGAAGUUUCAGUUUCGAAUAAGACUUUAUCUAAAGACGAACAAGACUGCGAAGACCAUUUUGUAGCUACACAUUCUCGUGACGCAAACGGUAGAUAUAUCGUCAAACUUCCAUUUAAAGAUUCCCCGAAUAAGUUGGGAAAUUCAAAGGCUAAAGCCAUUCGACAAAUGACUAACUUAUAUCAUAAACUUUCCAAUAACGAUACUCACGCUCAAUUGUAUAAAGAUUUUAUUAAUGAAUACGAAGCAUUAGAUCACAUGAAAAGAGUCAAGGAUACGCAAAAUGAACCGGAUCUAGUAUACUAUCUUCCUCACCAUGGUGUUUACCGGGAACAUAGUCUCAGUACUAAAUUACGAGUCGUCUUCAACGGCUCCAGUAAAACAACUACCGGCUAUUCAAUAAAUCAGAUUCUUCAUUCGGGAGCAAAAUUGCAACUCAAUUUGUUUAACGUUCUUAUCUGGUUCAGAUUAUUUCGAUACGUAUUUUUCGCAGAUAUUGAGAAAAUGUACAGACAGAUACGAAUACAUCCAGACGACUGGGAUUUUCAAAGGAUUGUAUGGAUUGAUUUCUUAGCUUUACGUGCAUUCGAACAGUUGAUACGUGAUGAAGGACACAAGUUUCCUUUAGCUAUUCCAACGAUGAAAAAGGGAAGGUAUGUCGACGACUUCUUUGGAGGGGAAGAUACGAUACAGAACGCUCGUAGGGUCGUUGAGCAAGUAAAUAGUCUCUGCAUGGCGGGCGGUUUCCCGUUAAAGAAAUGGGUCAGCAACGAACCAGACAUUCUCAGCUCCAUUCCUGUCGAUCUACGACUUGAUAAGGCAUCAAUUCAAAUAGAAGAAUCCUCUAUAAUACAUACCCUAGGGUUGUCAUGGCAUCCAUCCAUUGAUCAAUUUAGAUUUACGUUGAAUCUUGACGAGCCAAAAUUAAUCUCCAAGCGUACUAUUCUCUCGACAAUUUCAAAAAUCUUCGAUCCAUUAGGAUUUAUUUCACCUAUUACCAUUUCUGGCAGAAUUCUCAUUCAGGAAUUGUGGGCUAGUGGACUCGGUUGGGAUGACGAACUUCCUACGGUCCUUCUUAACAAAUGGAAUCGAUUCAUAUGUCAAUUACAAGAAGCAUCCAGUUUCACAUUCCCGAGAUGGAUUGGGUUCAAUUCGACCGAUUCAUUUGAAUUACAUGGAUUUAGCGACGCAUCUCAGAAUGCUGCAGCAGCAGUGGUUUACUUACGUGCUUGUUCUACUGAUCAAUCUGUUACCAUCACUCUUGUAGCGUCGAAGACAAAGGUUGCGCCUUUAAAAAGAUUAACUAUACCACGACUUGAACUUAUAGCAGCUGUAUUACUUGUUAAAUUAAUUCAGUCAAUUCUUUUUACUCUAGAAAAGCCUAAUUUACCAGUCUUUGCAUGGAUAGAUUCGCAAGUGGUUUAUCAAUGGAUUACCAAUCAUCCUUCUCGAUGGAAGGAGUUUGUACAUAACAGAGUUGUUUUUAUUCAGGAUACUUUGCCGCAAUGCAAGUGGGGUUUAGUCCCAGGUGUACAAAAUCCAGCAGAUUUAGCUACAAGAGGGAUUUCUCCCUCACAAUUAAAUGAAAGUUCCAUGUGGUGGAGCGGUCCUGAGUGGUUGUCAAGCCCUAGAUCUGCGUGGCCACAAAUCUCUUCAUCCCUUAUUUCUGAGAAUUUAGAAGAACGCGAACACCGAAUUUGUGUUUUUGUAACUAAUAAGCAUCCGGAAGUUUGGAAUCUUCUCACAAAAUACUCGAACCUUACUAAGUUAUUACGAAUUACAGCCUUAUGUCGAAAAUUCAUUCGUAAAGCUCAUAAAGAUACUAAAUCCGAAUUAACUCCUUUUCUUUCAGUCAAUGAUAUCAAUAAUGAGAAAUAUUUUUGGAUCAAAAUUGUUCAACAAUUUUCAUUCUCACCAGAGCUUAAAAUUCUAUCGCAAGGACAUUCACUUCCUAAAUCGAAUCCCUUGACUAACCUUGCUCCUUACAUAGAUUCAAAUGGACUUCUACGAGUAGGUGGACGACUUCAACAAUCAUUACUUUCGAACGAAGCAAAACAUCCUUUCAUACUACCUAAAGAAUCUGCUUUUACUACUUUGAUUAUAGACGAUGCACAUUCUCGAACCCUCCACGGAGGAACUCAGCUUACGCUGUCAUUCAUUCGACAAACUUAUUGGAUCAUUAGAGGUCGGAUACCGGUAAAGUCUUUUAUUCUAAAAUGCGUCAAAUGUACUAGAUUUCGGCAACAGCGAGCUCAGCAACUUAUGGGUCAACUUCCUGUUGAAAGAGUGGUUCCCGCUAGACCAUUUCUACAUUCAGGUGUGGAUUACGCUGGUCCGUUUACAAUUAAAACUUGGAGAGGAAGGAACGCUAAAACCUAUAAAGGUUACAUUUCAUUAUUUGUUUGUUUAGCAACUUCUGCGAUUCACUUGGAACUUGUUACCGAUUACACAUCUGAGGCAUUCAUUGCCGCAUAUAGACGAUUCAUUUCCAGACGCGGUAUCUGUGCUACUCUCACUAGUGAUUGUGGUACUAAUUUUCAGGGAGCAGAUAAAGAACUCAAACGAUUGUUUUCUGCCGCGUCUGAUGAGUGGAAACAUAUAUCAUCCAGUUUGCUCAAUAACGGCACUCAAUGGAAAUUUAACCCUCCUUCGGCGCCUCACUUCGGAGGAAAGUGGGAGGCAGGAGUUAAAUCAGUCAAAUACCACUUAAAGCGUACAAUAGGGGAUACUUUACUAACCUAUGAAGACAUGUCUACUCUUCUAUUCCAAAUUGAAGCUGUUCUGAAUUCACGCCCUCUAUGUAGGUUGUCUGAUGAUCCCGAUGAUCUGUCCAUUUUAACACCAGGACAUUUUCUUAUAGGAGAAGCGCUUUCGACCCUUCCUGAACCUUCUCUAUCACUAGUUCAGAUUUCUCAUUUAAACAGAUGGCAACUGUUGCAACAGAAACUCGAAAAUUUCUGGUCACAUUGGUCUAAAGACUAUCUUCAAAGACAACUCUCAAUCUACAAGUGGAACCAAGUUAAUCCUUCGAUAGCUGAAGGAACCGUAGUUUUGAUUGUUAACGAUAAUUAUCCACCUUCUAAGUGGCCACUUGGACGAGUCAUAAAAACCCAUCCGGGACCUGAUGGUCAUACGCGAGUCGUAACAGUUAAGACUCAAUUCUCUGAACUUCAACGACCUAUUACCAAGAUAUGUCCUCUUGAUGUCAAUCAAACUCAGUUGUAACUUGUUCGUUAAUUACAGUUAACGAAGGCGGGCG